AACAGUUACUGACCACAAUCUGUUGUACGGAACCUACCUCUUCCCGGACAAUUUUAUUGCAACAUAAUGGCUGAAAAUUUUACCGAGGAGGAGGUCCAAGAGUAUAAAGAAGCAUUUCAGCUGUUUGAUAAAGAUGGCGGUGGUACCAUUAGCAUCAAGGAAUUGAAGCAAGUGUUCGAUGCGUUGGGUCAACAUCCUUCUGAAGAAGAAGUGCAGAAUAUGAUCUCGGAGGUCGAUGAGGAUGGAAGUGGCGAAAUAGAUUUUGAAGAGUUUCUAAAAUUAAUGGCAGCCAAGCAAGCAAACAUGACAAUGGAAGAUGAACUAAGAGGUGCAUUCAGUGUCUUUGAUAGAGAUGGAAGUGGAUACAUCUCAUCACAGGAGCUUAAACAGGUCUUAGAGAAUCUCGGCGAGUCACUGACUUAUGAGGAGGUUGACGAGAUGAUGAAGGAAGCCGACCUGGACUGCGACGGACAAGUCAGCUUUGACGAGUUUGUGAAGAUGAUGAGCAAUAACCUUAGAAAUAUGGCUGAUCAACUGACAGAAGAACAGAUUGCUGAAUUCAAAGAAGCGUUCUCGCUCUUUGACAAGGAUGGAGAUGGUACAAUCACCACUAAGGAACUUGGAACAGUGAUGAGAUCUCUAGGACAGAAUCCAACUGAAGCAGAACUUCAGGAUAUGAUCAAUGAAGUUGAUGCAGAUGGUAAUGGAACAAUUGAUUUCCCUGAAUUUCUCACCAUGAUGGCAAGGAAAAUGAAGGAUACUGACAGUGAGGAAGAAAUCAGAGAAGCUUUCCGAGUGUUUGACAAAGAUGGAAAUGGUUUCAUUAGUGCUGCUGAGUUGCGACAUGUGAUGACAAACCUGGGAGAGAAACUUACAGACGAGGAAGUUGAUGAGAUGAUCCGAGAAGCAGACAUUGAUGGAGAUGGGCAAGUCAAUUAUGAAGAAUUUGUCAAGAUGAUGACAUCUAAGUAACUGUGGGACAGCUUACAGAACCCAGCUUGAAUCAAGUUUGCAACCUUGUCUGUACCAAUGAGAAUUGUAGAUAGCACUUAACUUCAAAUGAGAAAUAUUUGUGGGAAACUCUCUCUUUGUGUCAUACUAUAAUUCCCAAAUUGAGGACAUUUCUGUUUAUAAUUUAUUAAGACUUGUUUUUUUGAAGCAAUAAAGAUCAGUCAAAACCGUUGAGAGUUCUUGUAGUGUUUCAGUGGCAAUUAACAAUAAAACUGUCUUUAGCACA
Messenger RNA from Pocillopora damicornis (cauliflower coral), 1237 nucleotides. RefSeq lists its product as uncharacterized. Gene Ontology annotation, molecular function: calcium ion binding. Lineage: Eukaryota; Metazoa; Cnidaria; Anthozoa; Scleractinia; Pocilloporidae. The record is from RefSeq and is a predicted model, not a curated record. Gene Ontology annotation, cellular component: myosin II complex.